Molecule: messenger RNA, 3549 nt
Organism: Drosophila ficusphila
Lineage: Eukaryota; Metazoa; Arthropoda; Insecta; Diptera; Drosophilidae
Exons: 9
Coding region: 631-3462 (943 amino acids)
Source: RefSeq, a predicted model, not a curated record
UUGAGUCGAUCGGAGUGGAAAUGAGCAACGAGCUGCUCGGCUGGCCGCAGCUUGUGUUUCUGCUUUCAGUUUCAUUUGAGACGUUGUCGCGAUCGCCAGCUAAAAAACACACCAGCUGCCAAACUGAGGCGGCCAGGCAAAAAUCCAAAAGCCAACCACUACAAGUCGCGCAUGAAAAAUAUAUUUUAAACGGGUUAAUCCAAUACACAGCCGAAAAUCGAACGCUCUUAAUUUUAUACGUCGUUUUUUUUCUGCUUCGGUCGCUUGCAAUUUGACGAGCGUAAAUUUCAGCUGCAAGUGAAUUUCUGUGUGCUGUGGAGUUUUGUUGUUGUCGCGAUUUGCAUAAUCUGCCAAGUUAAUAAACAAUGCGAAGAAGUGGGCAAAACUCAUAAAUAAAGUGCACCGCUUAAGGUGUAAUUAAAAUUCAUUGAGAUUUUGUUCGGGCUCUAAGGAGAAAACAAGUUUGUUGCCUAAGUUAUUUGUUUUGAAUUCCAAAAAUUUACAAAACAUUUAAUAAGUAUUAAAAAAAACUUGAAAGCUGACUUGAUCUCCGGCCACGUCGACAAGAAGUUCCCAUAAAAGACUUUGAUGGUGACAAGUGAAGAUUGCUAGAGGCGCCAAUUCAACAAAAUGAUUUUGAGAACGCAGUUAUGGUUGGGUGUGCUCCUGGUGACACUGCUGAUUAGUACCUCAGUUUCUGGGGAGGAUGAAGAUUAUGGCGGUGAAAUGGGCGGUGAAGUGGGUCCCAAUGACGAUGUCUUCGAUCCGGCACAAUUGGAAGCCGAGGUGGAAUCGGAGAUGCAGCAGCAUCGCAACAGUUUGGAGGAGGACCAAACCGAAACUGCACAUGCCAUGGAGCCAGAAAUGAGCACAAUGAGGCCAUUGGAAAGUAGGAUUAACACCAUGGCUCCGUACUCCGAGGAAACCUCAGGCGCCGAAAUGGAAGAUGCUCCGACGCAGAAACGAGUGACAAAGGUGGAGAAGCCUUCGCGGGAUUACUACUACGAAGACGCACCCGAGGAUGAAGUGGUGGCCAGCACAACGGCCAGGGUUGCCACCACCAUGAUUCCCGAAUAUGUUCGCCAGGCCAAGGCGGAGAGAUUCCCCCAGCGAGAUCCAGAGCAAAGUGCAUCCGAUUAUGUGGAGGAAGAGGCCACCAAAUCGGUGGAUGAGCAACCUCCCGCAGAUCAAUCCUAUCAAGUGGAGCAUCUGGAUCCCAUUCCACAGGCUCAAGUUCAGCAGCUGCCUAGCAAGGACAAACCCAAUCAGUUUAAAUACUCCACUGAGGAUGAGUACUACGAUGAGCCGGCGGAAGUCAAGUCAAAUCCCACUACAACCACAACCACAACAGCUCUGCCAAUUCUUAGGGCUCGCUUCGGUGGUUUUCCCUGGGCCACAACUUUAUCACCCACUCCUCAAGCCGACAGUCCUACCAGCUCAACCACAACAACUUCGACCACAACAACGACAACGACAUCAACAACAACAACGAGUCCAAGGAAACAACCUAAGCACAUCCAAGUUAGCGGUGGCCUAAAGCCGGAAUUACUGCCUGCGGAUCAGUUGCGCAACUACAUCAAGGAUGUGUACAUUCGCAUGCCCCUGGCAGUCAUCGUGGAUCCCUCGUCCGCAUCCUUGGAGCAGGCCAAGCGCCUCUACAUCGAUGCUUUGCAGGACAAGAACAUAGACAUCAAGAUUGUCUUGGUAACACUUAAUGGAGCAGGAGCCCCUUCUGCCUUCAGUUUCAACAAUACCCGCGAGUUCAUAGCUGGUUUGAAUAGCACCAAGGAGCACGAGGGCGGCAACUCGUUUGUGGGCGUGCUCCAUGCCGCCGAGCUGGUUCCCUACGACAGUGCCGUUUUCAUAUCGACAGCAGCGAUUCCUCCGCACACGGAACUGGUCCAAGAUGCGGCCAUCACUCUGCUCAAGAAGCGAAUCAGGCUAUUCCUUUUGUGGUACGGAGAGCGAUCGGGUAGCGAGAACGAAACCGAGGACGCUGUGGGCGGCAUUUUGGGCGAGGUGGCCAUCCGAUCCGGUGGCGAGAUCAUCCACAUCGUGAGCACCGAACACGGACAGCACAUUGCUGGCAAUACGCUCACCCUGGUGGCGGAUUCAUAUCAGGGCGUCCAAGAGUUGGAACUGCCGGUGGACACGACUUUGUCCAGUCUCCAUGUGCGCAUCGAUGCGAAUAUGAGACGGGCCACAAUGGAAACGCCGAAUGGUGAGAUCAACUUGAAGAAACUGUCGAAAUUCAGUGGAGUGAACAACACAGAGACUUCGACUCAGCAAGAAUUGGAUGCCUACGUACCACUUAACAAGCUGCGACGCGCGGCAAUUUUUAAAUUGAAACUACAGCCCGAGUUGAAUGAGAAAUAUAAUGUUUUCGUCCGCGCCGAAAGAAAAGCGGAUGUGUUUUUGGGCGACAUCAUCAAACGCAUCGAUAGCUACUACAAAAGUGGACAAACGAAGCCGAAGUCGGCUAAAAUACAGUUUCCCGACAAAGAAAAGGACACCGAGAAACUGGAGGACGAUGUGGACUCGCCAAAAAAUGAAAUUGAAACCUUUUCCGAGAAAGAAGUACAGAGCUCUCCAAGUUUGAAUCAAACUUUAUUAGCAGCCACCACAGGACAACCGAGAAGCACUCUAAAUUCCAUGCUUCUUCAGCGAUGUGGAACUAAAAUUGAGCUUGGAACACAAUCUCAACUCUUAGUGACGGCUGGACAGACAGCCCAACUGCUUUUUGAGGUCACCAACAUGAAAGCGGAGACGGUUUACUCCACCAUUCAGGUUACCGAUGAGCGGCGAUUCCUGGUGCAGCUAAAUCCCACUAGGUUAAACCUUCGGCCAAUGGAAACGGCCAUAGUGCGUCUGACCGUUUUGGUGCCCACAGGAACAGCUCAAGGCACAACAGAUAGAAUAACCUUCACCAAUUAUGGUCGCGAAACAUCCACACUCGCGGUCAAUCUGAAAGUUGUGACCAGCAUAGAUGCUCAGGACUCAACUGGCCCUUCACUGUCCUGGGAGUUUGGCAGCCGCUGUGAUUAUCUGACACCGGAAUCCCUUAAUUGUGGCGAGCGUUUUUGGACACUGGAUGUCACCGCUCAGGACUGGCAGUCGGGCAUGCUGAGAUUGCAGGCCACACCGCCAGAGGGUCUUUUCUAUAGGAACUAUUAUACAGCCGGCAGCACAGAGCCCCUAAAGGCCACCUACAUGGCGUCUUGCUGCGAACCCAAGGUAUCGCUAGUAGCCUUUGAUGCGGCAGGCAAUCAGAGGAGCCUCAUCAUCGAUGUCAGGGAUGUAUACUUGACUGAGGCAGCCAUUGCAGCCAUUUGCCUGGGAGUGAUUUUACUGCUCCUGCUUAUUGCGGCCCUCAUUUGGAGCAUCGUAUGGUGCUGCCGGCGAAGGAAGACAAUACUGGAGCUGCCCACAUAUAGGUCUCACUCCACCAGGAGUAUGGAGUAGAUUGUUGUUAUGUUAUUGUGCCAAACGCUUAAGACGAGUCAAAGAUAACUUGAAAGAGUCUAAUAAAAUAUGCCAUCGAUAAAUGAA